CGAAUAUAUUGUGGACGACUGGUUGUCAAAAUCAAUCUUGGUGAUAUAAGCGCUUUGUAAAUUUUCGUAAUUUUAUUUUUGAGAAAUUACUCAUCAAUUUCGGUACAGAUAUUUAGUUAUUUACGUCGGAACAAUAUUUUCUUGUGAGGAAAAGAUGGACUGAAAAAGUCACAAACUUGAGCACAAGUAUUUGGUCUCAGAAGCUAUAUUUGCAGAAAAUUGAACUGGGGACAUGGCAGACAUUGACAGACCUAUUACACAGGUUGCCAUAGUAACAGAUCCUGCUAGAUGUCCUCCAGGAUUUACUCUGAUUGACCGUACCUACGAUCGUAAAGAGGAUGCUGAUUUAUGGAGAGACGGUCUCUUCGGAAGAAAAGUGGUGCGUUUCCUCUGUGUGGAGAAAAUGCCACCCUCACCGGGUAGGGAUGUACUGGUGGAUGUGACGGUGAUUGGAGAGAGAGACGCCAUACCAGCUGGAUUUACAUGUGUAGAUUUCACCAGCGAUACACGUGAAAAGGCUGUCAAAAAAAAGAUGCUUUGUGUCCGUUAUAUGUCCAGUGACUUGACCAAUGAUGCCAUAUGUGAACUAAUCCUCCUAAGCAAAGGAGUGAGACGCCCCCCUAAUGGUUAUACACUGGUGGGAGAGCUGAAUUACAUGGGUCUGUGUUAUAAAAUGUCCAGCUUUCGUAAACCUGGGGUUCAGAUGGAUGCCCACCAAGGCCAGUCCAGUGAGCCCACCUUCCACACACAGGGCUACUCUACAGCCCAAUCCACAUCAAUGAACAUGUCAGGUCUGGGUUCUAAUUUACCGUACAACCCGACUCCAUAUAAGAAUGGUCCAUUGGAGAGAGGGACAAGUUUUGCAGAGACAGCAAAUACCCUACAAGGCCAGCAGGCAGUUUCAGCCUUACAAGGUCUACCAUUUGAACUUAAUCGUGCCUUGUUUAAUGAGGAUUUAAAUGUAACAAUCCCCAAGAUCCCAUACAAAUCUAUAAUGGAUAUAGAAAAUCAGUAUAGCUAUGAUUUCUCAGUGGAAAGGUCUGCUGCUGCUAGGGUUCCGUAGGAUCAAUCUGGAAAUUUCUUCCAAGCCGUGGAAAUCAGCUGGACUGAGUUUGUUACAUGUUACCUGAAGAAUCAACAGACAAGGAAUUAUUAUGAUAUAUUAUCAUGAUCAAGGAAUACAGUGUAUUAAACUGGUACAAUUGUAGCAGAAAUAUUCAUACAAAAAAUGACUGAGAUACCUGUUUAUUUUACCUAUCUUUAUGUAUUGUAUAGGAAAAAUUAAAUGGUGACAUGUGAAUUAUGGCAUGUCAGUGGGUGACUUUUCCAAACAUUCAGAAGUUAUACUCCACAAUUUGAAAUUUAAGCUAGAAUUUAAAUGUGUACAAAUAAAUCUACUUUUCAUGUCAUUUUUUCGUUCAUAGCCCACUUACUUUUAAUGUGCUCAAUUUGCAUUGUUAUCAUAACUAUAGAGAGAAUUCAGAUGAAGAAACCAUAGAAUUUAUUGCUUUUACUUAGUAAGACUAAUCUGUGACUACAUUAAAAUUUGUCAUAUAAAUGUAGUUUAUAUGCUUGUUAUUGUGAAAAGAUACAUGGCUGUCUGUGAUAGAGAGAGAGGUUUAUGUUUGACUAUAUAUUGCUCAGAGCCAGACAUUAAAUAUACAUGCAUUGUAUACCUAGUUAACUCAAUAUGUUAAAGCGCACGGUCAGAUAAAGAGUUUGUUGAUUUUGUGAUUUUUUUUUGUCAUGCCAUUCUUGUUUUAGGCAAUGUUGUCAUACUUUUCUUUUUAUGCCUCAUAAAUAUAUUGUAUUAAAUUUUUAAUGAUGA
This is a messenger RNA of Saccostrea cuccullata (small rock oyster), 1828 nucleotides long. Its product is annotated as multivesicular body subunit 12B-like. Lineage: Eukaryota; Metazoa; Mollusca; Bivalvia; Ostreida; Ostreidae. The transcript has 12 exons. Gene Ontology annotation, biological process: viral budding; virus maturation; regulation of epidermal growth factor receptor signaling pathway. Gene Ontology annotation, cellular component: ESCRT I complex; late endosome. The coding region runs from base 233 to 1063 and encodes 276 amino acids. The record is from RefSeq and is a predicted model, not a curated record.